This is a messenger RNA of Zingiber officinale, 1137 nucleotides long. Its product is annotated as vacuolar protein sorting-associated protein 32 homolog 2-like. The transcript is spliced from 4 exons. NCBI's taxonomy places the organism in Eukaryota, Viridiplantae, Streptophyta, Magnoliopsida, Zingiberales, Zingiberaceae. Gene Ontology annotation, biological process: late endosome to vacuole transport via multivesicular body sorting pathway; vesicle budding from membrane. Gene Ontology annotation, cellular component: multivesicular body; cytoplasmic side of plasma membrane; cytoplasm. Bases 587 to 889 code for a protein of 100 amino acids. The record is from RefSeq and is a predicted model, not a curated record.
AUCUUCCGAUUGCGAAAUUGCAACUACCCUACUAAUUUCAAAAUCAUAGGGGGUCCCAAAAUCACGACUAAGCUCCAUCGCGGCCUCUAACCAUGAUUCCACACUCAAAGGCUCCAACCUACAUCAAUUGUCUUGGCUGCCCGGCACGAUCGCAGUCACAAUUCAACUAGUCGCGGCUAAGCCUAGCUUAGCCUUUGACAGCGAUUUCACGAUCAGAGGUUGGAUGGAUGGCUAGUCAAGUAGUCAUUGCAUAUGCCAAUUAAAGCCGUUGUUAGUUUAUAUUUUUCAAAGGAGAAAAGUAUUUCAGGAAAUAAAUAAAACCUUUUGAAAGUUGAGUGCGUUUUAGGUAUUAUAAAAAAUUGAAUAGUCCGUUUGUAAAUUGGUAAAUACAAAAGGGCAUAUUGAAAAAUCAAAGAAACUUCAGGGCGUGGAUUGAAAUUUUCCAAUAAUUCAUUUAUUAACCAGAAUCUUUUUGUAUCUCCCACGAUCGGAGCACCGUUGCUUUUCUAGUCCCAUUGGGAAUUUGGAAUUCGUUACGGACGCCUCUUCCUUCUUUCGUCGCCAGCGCCGCCCUCGCUCGCCGACUAUGUUCUCCAAGAUUUUUCAUCCAUGCCGAGGCGGCUCGCAGAUCUCCUCCUCCUCUACUUCGUCCUCCUCCGUGCUCAAGAAGACUAUGGAAAUGCUUCAGGAAAAGGAGCUUGCUCUGCAAAAGAAGAUUUCUCUAGAGAUUGACAGAGCAAAGCAAUUUUCCAGGGCAAACAAUAGACAAGCUGCAAUGGAGUGCUUGAAGAGGAAAAGGUAUUACGAAGGCAAAAUGGAGCAGCUUGAACUUUUCCAUUCACGCAUUCGCAACCAGGAGCAAAAGCUAGAAAGAUGCCUUACGAGGUAGCAAAGCUUGGGAGACCACAAACACUCAUCGGAAGAGCUGUUCAUGGAAACUGAGACCGACUUGUUACUUCUACCAUUUUGUAGAUAUCGUAACUAUGCAGACUGUUGAUAUUUGACCUUGUGCUCUGCCCUGCAAGUGUUGGCUUCGUCAACUUGUUCUUAGCGAACACACCAUGAAACGGCAAUAUCCGCGUUUGAGUUUUGGAACUGUGUAAUUCUUGGAGUUAAUGCAAUUAUUUUUUAUGAUCG